Messenger RNA from Gambusia affinis (western mosquitofish), 2397 nucleotides. Its product is annotated as syncytin-A-like. The record is from RefSeq and is a predicted model, not a curated record. The transcript is spliced from 5 exons. The coding region runs from base 724 to 2373 and encodes 549 amino acids. Lineage: Eukaryota; Metazoa; Chordata; Actinopteri; Cyprinodontiformes; Poeciliidae.
CCACACAGACGGUUUUGCGCUCUGAUGUGAGUGACUGGUGGACCAGUAGGGGAGGCUAACUGCGAUGUUUGUGUCAACCACUCAUUACAGACUGUUUUGCGCUCUGAUGUGAGUGACUGGUGGACCAGUAGGGGAGGCUAACUGCGAUGUUUGUGUCAACCACUCAUUACAGGUUUAGAAAAUACCUAUCAUCUUGGUGCCGUGACCCGGAUCUCAACAUACCCGUUUGCUGACAGACGAAGAAUGGCACGCUGAAAACCGUGCACGGCCAGAGUCAACAGGACUUGGAAACAAAGUCCCGGGAAGUAACUUCUUCGCUGGGCCAGCGCCUAGGUCCGACUUUGUCUGUCAACGGCGGAUUGAAGAGAUCCAACCGGACAAGACGAACCGACAGAAACGAAACCCCUCCCGUCAAGCCAGUAGACUGGGUGUAUAUCAAAGUCAUAUAAAGAAAGAGCUGGGCCAGUCCACAGUGGGAGGGACCAUUCCAAGUGCUGAUCACCACACCAACUGCUGUAAAAAUUGCUGAAAGACCCAGUUGGAUUCAUCUCAGUCACUGCAAGGUACAGAGGGUGUUAGACCCCUAAAUCAGAGUGACGGGGAAGCCUGACUUCAAAGGGGUUCUGUCGUUUAGGACAGUUCGUCUCAACGUCAGCAGAAGAAUUCGACAGAUCCUCACUCUGCUAGGCUGGGGGUCCUGACAUCUCUGUAUUCUGAGCAGCAAUGGGGUCUCCACAUGCCAGGUGGAUCCUCUACUGUGUUGUGACUGCAGCAUGUCUACUGUUUUGCAGAGGGAGUGGUCUCACUCUCAACAGGAUAAGGAGAGAAGCAGACACAUCCUCCCUCCAGACUCAUCCACAUGACUACAGCACCAACUUGUGGUGGCAGCUGAUGAACAGGACUGCAUAUGAGGGAAAUGAGACCAACUGCUAUGUGUGUGCACAGCUACCCUACUCCACACACAACUCAGGUUUGAGACCUGGAAAUAUAACUGAACUACAACAAAUCUGUUUAUAUAGAGCAAGCACACAUCCAGGUUACACCCUAUCAUCUACUCGCAAGGAUAUUUGGGAAAACCGAAACUAUUCCAAAGUGUUUCCAAGUGAGUAUCUACACAGAGCACCACUGGCUACAACUCCGUGUUCCCCUAUGGGUGACAUUAUGCCUCUGCCACAGAUGAACCUGCAACUACCAGAAGUAAUCACUUUGGCUAGCCUCAAGCCAGGAGCCCUAGGUGUCUGUGUGUAUAAUAAUGGUACCACCCUCCUGGGGACGGUCCCAUGGAAUUUGUGUAACAAAAUCUACACUUUCUGUGAUAAAAAGGUGGAUUUUUACAACUGUAAAGCCUGCCAAGACAAAAACUACGUCAGUACUGCCUGUUCCAUAAAGUGGAAAUCUGACCGCAACUGUACCAGAAUUAACCUUCUUAAGGUGAGAGAGUUCGACAUCAGCAGCCAGACCAGGGGACGUCAACGUUUCACCAUCUGCAGCACCAUCGUCCCAGGAGACAGAGGAUCCAGGACAAUGGCAAACUGGUAUUUUCUGUGUGGACACACUGCUUAUGCUUCUCUUCCCAGGAAUUGGGGAGGACUGUGCGCCUUGGUUCCUCUCUCUAGCCCAGUGACCUUCCUGAAAAAGGCUCAGGACGCUCACAGCCAUGGACACUACCGCACUAAGAGAGACAUCAUGCCAGGAGUCCAAAGGUGGGGCGGCCUUACUACAAAAACAGGAGUUCCUUGGAAAUUCAGGAUCUGGGGCGGCGGAGAAAAGUUCAUGCAGAGCCUAUUCCCAUGGGUGGGAGUAGGUGAAGUCCGAGACCAUGUUGAAAUCAACAGGUACGCUCUACUACGCCUCAUCAACAACACAUACCAGCUAGCUAACGGCACUACAAAAGAGCUGACUGCGUUGAGAAACAUGGUUCUGCAAAACCGUAUUGUGUUAGACUUUCUCACAGCCUCUCAAGGAGGUGUCUGCAAGAUCAUAGGAUCAGCAUGCUGCACAUUCAUCCCUGAUGAAACAGGAACUGGAGGAGCUAUUCAUGAUGCCCUACAUGAAUUGGAAGAGCUUCAGGACUAUGUGAACAGUGCAACUCAGGGGUCACGACCCUUUGACUUUUUUUCUUGGUUCACCUCUGGACCAUGGUGGCAGCUUUUGUUAAAGAUUGGAACACCCAUCUUGACUGUACUGAUCCUAUUCUGUCUUUUUACAACCUGCAUCCUUCCAUGCCUUCGUAGCAUGAUGCUGAAGACAUUCAACACUGCUCUGAUCAGCUAUCAGAUGGUCAGGGUAACCUCUAACACAGAUGAAGACUACAUUUUGCUCCAGAAGAAUGAAGAUGAAAUGAAAACAACAACAUGUGACAAUGUCCUGUAAUAAAUAAACAGAUUAAAUCAUUUG